CGGUCACAUUUUUGCCCACGUGCGUUUUGUUUGGCCUCCGCCGGCGCUAAAUUCAACAGAUAUCUUUUAAAUAAAAAGGAUUCUCUGAAAAUUAAGGUAUUACAAAUUGCCGAGCCAUGGUUUUCUUCACAUGCAACAUCUGCGGCGAGUCCGUCAAAAAGCCAGCGGUGGAGAAGCACUACCAGACACGCUGUCGCGGCAAAGACAAAAAUGUGUCCUGCAUGGACUGUUUGAAGGACUUCUACGGCGAGGAAUACGUGGCCCAUAUCAAAUGCAUCUCAGAGGCCCAGAAGUAUGCCAGUCAAAGUCAGGGAUUCGCCGCCAAGGAGCCGCGCAACAAGAACGCUCAGAAGCAGGAGAGUUGGAUGGACAUCAUCCGAUCGAUCCUCGAUAGCAGCGAAUACAAUCUGACUCCGGCUGUAAGAUCCGCCUUCCAGAAGCUACAGAGCGUCGACAAUGUGCCGCGCAAGAAGGCCAAGUUCGAGAACUUCGUGGGCAACUGCAUGAGAAUGCCCCGCCAGCAGGCCACUCAAGUGUGGGACAUCCUAGAAAAGGAACUCAACAAGAUGAAGGAGGCGAAACAGGCGGAGCUGGCCAGAGCAAAGGCGGAAAAGGUGGCGGCUCUACAGGAACAGCAGAAGAAGGAAGUUGAAGAGGAGGAAGCGCCGCCGAAGAAGAAAUCCAAAAAGGAAGCCGUCGAGGAAGCGGCUCCCGAGGAGGCCGCCAAUGGAGUCUCCAGCGAAUUUGAUUGGCCUGCCCAGCUAACCAAGAUCGUUGGCAAGCAGGAGGAAGGCAUUUUCCUGGAAAAACUACGCAAGAAGCUGCUCAAAAAGUACGCCAAGCAUUUGUCCGUCGAGGAUUUGAAUGAAAAGCAGGCCAAGAAGUUCCAAAAACGCUUCGAUAAACAACUUAAACUCGCUGACUCCCUGCAAGUAGAUGGUGAUUUGGUCAAGAUAGCCAGCUAGCGGGUCUACUCAUCCUUAGUCUUAGUUAAGUUAUAGCAAAGGACAAUAAAACUGUAAGCUGCAAA
Molecule: messenger RNA, 1030 nt
Organism: Drosophila ficusphila
Lineage: Eukaryota; Metazoa; Arthropoda; Insecta; Diptera; Drosophilidae
Product: cell growth-regulating nucleolar protein
Exons: 1
Coding region: 117-965 (282 amino acids)
Biological process (GO): rRNA processing; negative regulation of transcription by RNA polymerase II
Cellular component (GO): nucleolus
Molecular function (GO): DNA binding
Source: RefSeq, a predicted model, not a curated record